Messenger RNA from Pseudophryne corroboree (corroboree frog), 7631 nucleotides. It is a transcript of the gene AXL, whose product is annotated as AXL receptor tyrosine kinase. Bases 383 to 3073 code for a protein of 896 amino acids. Gene Ontology annotation, molecular function: ATP binding; transmembrane receptor protein tyrosine kinase activity; protein binding. Gene Ontology annotation, cellular component: plasma membrane; signaling receptor complex. The transcript has 20 exons. The record is from RefSeq and is a predicted model, not a curated record. Gene Ontology annotation, biological process: multicellular organism development; nervous system development; cell surface receptor protein tyrosine kinase signaling pathway. NCBI's taxonomy places the organism in Eukaryota, Metazoa, Chordata, Amphibia, Anura, Myobatrachidae.
UGGCUCACCCACCCAUCUGACCGUGUACUCUAAAACUCACUUUUCCCAACUCUUCAACAGAGAUUUUCUCUCUCUUUGCUGAAACUUAACUACUCAAAGUUAAUGUUAUAAUUAUUAUUUAUACUUUUGAAAGCUGGAUUUAUUUGACAUUGUGUUGUAUAGUUGGGAUGUUUAUUUUGUGUUUUAUACCUACUGGAUGUGAUUGUUUACUGUGAGGAUUUCUCACUCCUGUUGAGGUGCUUUGGGAUUGCAGCAACAAACCUGGAAUUUUUGGGAUAUUUGUUAAUUGUUUAAUUUAUAGACAUUUUGGCAAAAAGUUUUUGAGGAGUUUGAUUUUUUUUGUGGCUCAGAUGAAGAGUUAACAUCUCAAGUGCUGUGUGGGAUGUGGAGCGGAGAACGUCUUGUCAGCAGGAUGCGACUAGUGUUUUGGGUGCCGUUUUUCAUGGGAAUACUGGGAGCUGUAUUAGCACAGAAUGACAUUCAUUUCAAGACCAACCCAACCAACAUCACCUCUUCGCUCGGGAAGGACGUUGUGAUUCGUUGCUCGGUGAUUGGUGAUGGGGUGAUACCGGAUAUAGAGUGGCUGAGAGAUGGGGAAGCUUUGGACUUUGCCGACAUCAACCAGUUCCAGAUGCCACAUGAAGAAGAUACCUGGUUGGUCAUCAGCGAACUGAGAAUCCACUCACUACAGCUGUCAGAUGCAGGCUGGUAUCAGUGUUCGGUCUCUGGCGUGGAAAUCUAUUCUGAUACAGCAUACUUAAAACUGGAAGGUCUGCCGCUCUUUACCGAUGAGCCCCAGGACAUGCAUGUGAAUCCCAAUGUGCCCUUUAAUCUCAGCUGUGAUGCUCAUGGGCCCCCUGAACCUGUGAGCAUGAUAUGGCUGCAAGACGGGGUCCCCCUGAACUCCCUGGAUGAUGAACUGGCAUUGACGCCUUCGCUGCUUCAAGUGAGAGGUCUCAAUAAGUCCUCUACGUUUUCCUGCGAAGCUCAUAAUGAAAAAGGCGUCAGCACAUCAAGAACCGCAACUAUUAAAGUUCUACCCAGGAGACCAAAGGAACUGAGUCUGGUGACCAGGAGUACAACUCAGCUGGAGAUAUCGUGGCAGCCUGGGGAGAGCGGUGUUCACAAAGUGAAUGUGUGUACUAUACAGGCUACUGUCUCCCAGAACCACCACAGCCCUCUUCCCCACCACAAGAUAUACAAUCAGAACAUCAAUGUGCCCCCAUACAGCCAUGUAAUCAGUGGCCUGACCCCCUUCACCAUGUAUAACGUCCGUGUGGCCUGCCUAAGCAGUGAAGGGGUGUCCCACUGGACAGACUGGGUUGACAUGGAAACCAUGGAAGGAGUUCCAUCUGGUCCCCCUGAAAAUAUAACUGCAACAAAGAACGAGACUGUUACGUUUGUGACGUGGAGAGAGCCAAGAGCAGCAUUAAAUGGAGUAUUACGAGGGUACAAACUGGCAUAUCAAACCAAGGACCAACCUGAGGUUGUGAUGGAUGCUGGGCUGACCAAUGAAGUAACACUGGAGAUUUUGCAUCCUGUGGAUAACCUGACAGUCCGGAUAUCCUCCUACACAGUUGCCGGGGAUGGCCCAUGGAGUGACCCAGUAGUUGCUUCAGUCUUAAGUUAUGAUAUAAAUCCAGCUGAAGCUGUCAAAGAUAGUCCGGCAUCUGUCUUCUCCUGGCACUGGUGGUACGUGUUGCUUGUUGUUGCUGUGGCAAUUUUUGGUGCCAUCAUAGUCGCUGUGUUUUUGGCACGCCUUCGAAAGAAGGAAACACGAUAUGGAGAGGCCUUUGUGCCAACUGUGGAGCAGGGAGAACUCGUGGUCCGUUACAGAGUGAGAAAGUCUUACAGCCGCAGAACCACGGAAGCUACUUUGAACCGGCUGGGAAUUAGCGAUGACCUUAAAGAGAAGCUCCGAGACGUUAUGGUGGACCGGCACAAAUUGACACUUGGCAAGACCCUUGGGGAAGGAGAGUUUGGCUCUGUCAUGGAGGGACAAUUAAAUCAAGAUGACUACAUCCUGAAGGUGGCCGUAAAGACCAUGAAGAUCGCUAUCUGCACCCGCACUGAGAUGGAAGACUUUCUGAGUGAGGCCGUCUGCAUGAAAGAAUUUGAUCAUCCAAAUGUCAUGCGUCUUCUUGGGGUGUGUCUGCAGAAUACAGAGAACGAGGGCUACCCAUCUCCUGUGGUCAUUUUACCCUUUAUGAAACAUGGGGACCUGCACAGCUUCCUCCUGUACUCGCGGCUGGGAGACGCCCCCCUGUACCUGCCAACGCAGACGUUGGUGAAGUUUAUGACCAAUAUAGCAAGCGGUAUGGCAUAUCUAAGCAGCAAGAACUUCAUCCACAGAGAUCUGGCUGCCAGGAAUUGCAUGUUAAAUGAGAACAUGAAUGUCUGCGUGGCAGAUUUUGGUCUGUCCAAGAAAAUCUACAAUGGAGAUUAUUAUCGGCAAGGUCGGAUUGCCAAAAUGCCAGUCAAAUGGAUUGCAAUAGAGAGUCUGGCUGACCGUGUCUAUACAACCAAGAGUGAUGUGUGGUCCUUUGGAGUCACCAUGUGGGAGAUCGCAACAAGGGGCCAAACGCCUUAUCCUGGGGUGGAGAACAGUGAAAUUUAUGAUUAUCUGAGACAAGGGAAUCGACUGAAGCAACCACCGGAUUGUCUGGAUGGACUGUACGAGUUAAUGUCCAGUUGUUGGCAUUUGAAUUCCAAGGACCGGCCAUCCUUUGAAACACUCUAUGGAGAACUGGAGAAAAUUCUCAAGAAUUUACCCCCAGCCAAAGACCCUGAAGAGAUUCUCUAUGUAAAUAUGGAAGAGGCCCACUCCACUUCCUUCAGUGAUGAUGGUGAACUUGGAGCUGUGGGUGGCUUGGAUGCCAAGGAUUUCAUAGAGGACAUUUUCUCAAAGGCCAGCACUAUCCCUGCAGAAGUUCACCAGCCAGAGAGCACCAUUCGGUAUGUCAUGUGCCCAAGACGUGAGCACACAAGGCUAUCCAUGGAAAAUCUGCGCUACAGCGCUGCAUUAGAAGAUGGGACAUUGGAAGAACUCUCGGCUGGCUUAGGAUCCAGAUAAUAAACAGUAGCCAGAUGACGUUUGUGCUAACAAGGCUUAGCGUCUCAACAUUGUGUUUCUACCAUACAGUACUUUCCACAGAGUUCUAGUCUUCACUUAGCUUUCUUACUAGCCUCUUAACCAACUCGGUGAACAUUCCCCUUCCAUAUAAAGGCAUUUACAUAGCAAAACAUAUCACUGGUCUUCUGACUUUAAAAGGAGUCUCCUGUUCCAGUCCACUGAGAUAACAUUUGUGCUAAAUAGGAGCCACAAUAUCCCAGUGUGUUAUGGGAAUAUAGACAUGUGACCAAAGACCAAGUGUGACAUCUGAGCAGCCAUAACAACAAUGUCCUGUGAAUGGCUUGACAAGUCAUUAAUAAUAUGAUACAACUAUGUAAAUUUAUUUUUUUGUUAGCACAGAAACUAUCAACAGACUCAGAGCAUUCCUUUAAUGAAUUGAAUGGUUACUGGAUGGUGAUGGAGCAGCCAUACUUCUUUACAAAGUCCAGUGCACAACAAGGACAGGCCUCCAUCUUGGUCUGACAACGGGUUCCACCACUCUCAUCAGUCAUUGCUUCUAAGGGUCAUUUUCCAUGCUGUGUAGAAAUGUUUUAUGUUCUCUUGGUCUCACCUCAGUCCUAGUUAUUGUGUUGGGCAUCAAGAAAUGCUUGUGUCCCUGUGGAAUAUAUUUCUAUUUGAGUCUUUGGAAGGAGUUAUCAAGCUCUAUUUUAGGAAUUUCGUGAGACACGUUUCUUUGAGAACAUCACACACUGCUGUAUUUUUAUCUUCAUAUUGCUUCAUCUGCUCUCUUGAGUUUUUCACGCAGCCCCAAGUGCAGGAAAAUAAGGGAUGUAAAAUAGGUUUGCUUGAAACAUGCCAUGAUUGGCUCCCAUCUUUUAUAUUUGAGCACUUUGUGUAGCACCCCAAUUCCACUUCUAGGGAGCAAAGCUGUUUCAUGUAGCCCGGUGUCUAGGGAUUGGAGCAUUUCCUCAGUCCGUCUCAGAUGUAUGUGGCCUAUACUGUAACUCCAUGCUCACAAAUGUCUAGUCAUUUUAUUUAGUGCACAUUACCAUGACAGUUCCGGAACACUGUGAUAAAUGGAACAUAUAAGAAUGCUGAUUCAUGUACAGGUAUGUCAUCUAUGAUCUAGAAUACCUGGACUAUUUUGUCAGUAGUUUGGAGAGAACCAUAUCUGAAAUAAUGUAAUUAUAGUUACAUACAGUCUAUCCCUGUCUUUCUCCCUAUUGUCCCUGCAUUCAUUUAUUAAUGAUAUCAUUAAGCAGCACUCCUCACCAGGGGCGUAUCUAGAGAGAAGGGUACCCGUGUGCAGUCUCCGGUUGUGGGCCCCCUCCUUUCCCAUCCUGUAGCCGGCUGCAGCGCUGUUAGCGCUCUGUCUGAGCACUAGAGACUCUGGCACGGCGUCCAUUUUUCUGGAGACCUACGGAUGCGCUGUAGACUCUGGCACUGUGCCAAAGUCUCUAGUGCUCAGACAGAGCACUAACAGCGCUGCUGCGGCUGCCGGCUACGGGACUCGGGAGAGGAGGGGUAGUGUCUAGUUUCCCUUCGUGGAGAGGACCUUUCCCAUAACCCCCUGGGUCCAUGUCACAAACUUCAGUAUUUGGAAUAGUAAUCUGUGGCGAGCGAAGCGAGAUACCGAGCCCGAAGUGUGGCGAGUCCGCGAGGGUCCAAUGGUGCAUAGAAAAGACCCAAAACCCUCAAACGAAUGGAAAACGGAGAAAACAUUUAGGUGCUGUAAGGGUGGAAGUUCUCUCCUGCCCUCUCGUUAUGUCACUUCCAGGUCCUGAUCACGAAGGUAACAUAGACACAACCGGAAAGGAGGGGGCCCACACCUGGACACCAGAAAGGUAAGUAUAGAAGAAAUGGGUGCAGUGUGUGCGGUCUGGGCCCCCUCUGAACCCAAGGGCCCGUGUGCAUCGCACACACUGCACCCAUUAUAGAUACGCCACUGCUCCUCACAUAUAUCUCUGUGUAUAUCAUAUAUGUUCUCUGUGUAUAUCAUAUAUGUUAUCAUUCAACAGCAGUAAUAAUAAUUUAAUAUUUGUCCUGUUUUUGUUACCUCGCAUUAAGAACAUUUUGGGUAAUGAAUAUCAGGAUUUGUAGAUUCCAUACUUGUGAUAAUUGCUAGAAUUUAUUAAGCUAAAUUUGUUGAGUUGCUGAUGGCUAUUUACUAACUUUGCUCAUAUAGUAUAGAGUCUAGACUCAACUGUAGCAACCUAUGAGACUAUGGUUUCCGUGAAGACAUGCACCCGUGACCCACAUCCAGCAUUAGUAAAUAACCCUCAUUGGGGUCGAUUCUAUUCGGCAACUUAAGAAUAGCGCCGGGAAUUAGCUCCCGACGCUAUUCAAUUCAGCUGCUAGUGACCCGCAAUUGUCGGGAAUUCUUCUCUCAUCCCCGGGGGAUGAGAGAAGAAACCCGACAAAAGUGCUGCCUCGCGGCCGGCGCGAGGCUGAUUCUGUCGGGAAUCAGCAUCGCCGCGGGUAGUUAAGUCGGAGAAUGCCCGUUCUCCCGACAAAACUACCUGUUAAGUCGGCGAGAACGGGACAUCGCCGACUUAACUGGAGCUGAAUUGAAUAGCGUCGGGAGCUAAUUCCCGGCGCUAUUCUUAAGUUGCCGAAUAAAAUCGACCCCAUUGUCUCACUAUUCACAAAAAUAGUCUGCAGCAUUUGUUCAUUAAUAAUGAUUUGAAUAGAAAUGUAAUCCCUUUAUCCUGAGCUCGUCCUGUUAUGUACAGUAGAUAUGAGUAGCACUUUAGCAAUCAGCUUGUACCCUACCUAUUAUUGUAACUGCACAGAGAAUUGUGUUGCACUAAUGUAUAUUCACUUUUGAUAUAAUAAUAUUCUGCUGCAUUUAGGGAGUUAGAAUGUGGAACUACUUUUUAUUUAUUUCCAAUAGUCAGUGACAGGUGGGACAUACUCUGUUACUCUGUAAGGGUGAUUUAGAGAUGGACGCACAGCUUAUAUAGGCGCACUGCGUAAAGUGUGUCGCACAGCCCAUGAGUAGAACUUGUACCAGCAUUUUGAGUUUCACGUAUCUUAACCCUUGUGUACCCGUUCACUUAGAAAGGCGGAUUAGAUUCAGGGAUGAUCACGUGCAAGUACAACACAGCAGGGGUGAGCAGGCACUAGUGAGUGAUGCCCUUUUCAUACUCAACUUACAUAUCUUGUGUUACACAAGUGUUUUACAUACCUACCUUAGUAAGAGUAAACUCUGUGACAACACCAGAUGGGUGCAGUCUAAUGAGUAUACAGCCAUGUAUCAUUACACCCUUCUGUCUGUAUAGCCCUGCAGCGGGCGGUGACCUGUUCCAUGUCUUAUAUCUCCCUUUUGUCAUUAUUACAUAUUUUAUUUGAAAUGCAUGUAACACCAGCUAGGUGACACUGCCAUGCGCCCCCCUUUGUGUACAGUAUUUCUUACCACUUGUCCCCAUUUAUCUCCAUUUAUUUGAUGAUUACAGCCAGGACUGCACUGCCUACAGGUACAAUCACUAACAGACAAUGCCUCCCCCCAAUAUGUAGCAGUGACACAGGAGGGCUAAUGUCGUUACAGGAAAGGGAAAGCCGCAGCCGCCUCACAGCUUAUUGUACCACAUGCUGUAUAUACGUACGGUACGUCAUAGCUGUCAUACUGGAUACCAUGGUACGGAGACCCACAGCACUCAGUGGUCACACUCAUCAGUAUAAUAGCACUGAGCAUAUGCAGAGUACAGUAGCUUUGGCAAUGGUACUGUUGGCCUCUUAAGGCGGCCAUUUUGUACUGUGCCUUUAUGCAUAGGGGUGCAGACAGUGAAGUCAGUGAUGUCACAAGCUCCCAUUGGUCAGAUGGUUCAUCCUACAAAAUGGCAGCUUGCGUUGCGUGAAGGCAACAGCUCCACUGCCAGAGCAUUAUUGCAUAGCUGAUAGAAUUCUGUAUCACAUUCCACUAGCAGGAUCUUAUAUCAGUUAAAAGUGACUGAAAUCUGAUUAAGAAUUAAUACUUUUAAGACAAUACAGGUGUGAGAUCUAUUAGAUGAAAUGACUGACUACCAAUUAAGGGGUCUUAGCAGAAUUUGGCGUUCAUUUCUGCGUUAGAUUGUGUAGCAGAGCUCCUCAGAGUAACUGAGAAAAGUUUCCUAACACUUCUAAAGUAAAAGUAGAUUUGUCGCCCAGAGCUACCAAUCAGGUUCUAGGUCUCAUUUUUCCAAAAUCUGGUAAAUAAAGGAUAGAAUCAAUUUUUAGAGAAUCUACCCCAAACUGAACUUGUACUAUUUAUACAGUAUGUGACAAAAUCACUAAAAUGCAGCAAUAUACUUUUUAUUGUAUUUUGGAACUUUCUAGAUAUGUCCAGAUCUCAUACGUGUAUACAGUAUCUUUGUGUGAAGAAACCUCUUUGGGACAAAGUGACAUAUUUACGUUACCGAUAGAAUCGCCCAUGUCAGGAUAUUCUAGUUACUUGUUAAAAAGUCAAUUUUGUUACAAAUGUAUAUACAUAUUUUUUGUAUCUAAAAUGAAAUAUAUAUUUCUGUACACUUUGCUGAUAGAAAAGCUCGAAAAAGUCAAAUAAAUGCUUAUUUUUUAAUCA